AUGACUCUACAACGACCCCGCAUCGCAACUCUGGAAGCCUUCAUCAUCGACACCUUCACCAACGUCGGCACUGACGGAACCGAGGUCCCAGUCGACAAGGCUGACCAAAUAGGCGGUGCAGGCACGUAUGGGAUCAUCGGCGCACGCAUCUUUCUCCCUCCCAGCCGGCUCGCCAUGAUCGUUGACUACACGCCCGAGACGCUGCCGGCCUCGAUGAAGGCACAGCUCGAGAGCUACGGCACUGACAUGUGGGCGUGGCGUGAGAGGCAUGACGGCGCAGGUACAACGCGUGCAGUGAAUCGGUACAACGGACAGGUGCGGGGCUUCGAGUACCUUUCGGUGCCUCUGCUCCUGACGCCACGCGCGCUCCUCGACACCGAUUUCCAGUCCCCUUUGCCCGACUGGCUACACCUUGUGUCGUACCCGGCCCGCGCGGACCAGGUUAUCCAGGACAUUGCUGCCAUGUCCGCUGAGAUCGAUGGUGGCUGGCAACCUGGACUCGUCUGGGAACCAGAACCUCCAUCCUGUGUACCCGAGAACCUUGCCCUCAUCUCAAAGCUCACGCGACAGGUCGACAUCAUCAGCCCAAACCACACGGAAGCGCUGCAGAUGUUUGACCGCGCCCUCUCGUCGGAAAACGAACUCGUACCCGUCCUUGAGUGGGCGGCACGCUCGCUGGUGGCGUUUCGACCACGAAUCGGGGCUGUAAUCCGCGCCGGGCCCUUGGGAUGUUGCUACGCACUGACGUCCGAGCUCGUGCGCACGCCGUCACCACACCCGGCGUCGAGGAAGGUGUCGAACCCGGGAACGCCCAGCCACGUGCAACCCGUGUACUGGGCACCUGCGUUCUGGCAUCCCGACAUGCCUGGAUACAAGACCAAGGUGGUCGACCCGACGGGCGCAGGGAACGCGUUCAUGGGCGGGCUGAUGGCGGCGCUGGACGAAGGAAAGGACAUGCAUGAGGCGGUGGUGUGGGCCAACGUAGCGGCGAGUUUUGUCAUUGAGCAGGAUGGGCUACCCACGAUCAAGACGAUCCUGGGGCGCGAGGUGUGGAACGGGGAUUAUCCGUGGGAGCGGGUCGAGAAUCUCAAGCGGCGGAUGAAGAUGUGA
Messenger RNA from Cutaneotrichosporon cavernicola, 1110 nucleotides. RefSeq lists its product as uncharacterized. The transcript has 8 exons. NCBI's taxonomy places the organism in Eukaryota, Fungi, Basidiomycota, Tremellomycetes, Trichosporonales, Trichosporonaceae. The record is from RefSeq and is a predicted model, not a curated record. Bases 1 to 1110 code for a protein of 369 amino acids.